Molecule: messenger RNA, 216 nt
Organism: Thelazia callipaeda (thelaziosis nematode)
Lineage: Eukaryota; Metazoa; Nematoda; Chromadorea; Rhabditida; Thelaziidae
Source: the annotation of a GenBank genome assembly
AUGAGCAAAAUACCUUUACUAUUGCUUAUAUUAACAUCUCUAUGCAUCAACAACAACUGCAAGCCAUAUUCGAAACAAAGUUACGAAAAUCGAAGUGACCCACGUGCAGCAUCAGAAAGCAUCGAACUGGAUGGGACCGAUGAUGAAAUGGACAACAGGUUUUCUAAUGUUCUACAAAAUAUCCAUGGUCGAAUCGGAGUACUUGGUCCAAUUUAA